AUGUCGAGUCUCGGACUUGCAUACUUAUUAGCAAGCCCGCAGGAGGACUUCACGUUUCUCUUGCGACGUCUACCUGCACCAGCUCUCGCUGAAGGCAUCCUCGCUGACAUUAUGAUGCACCUUGACCUGCGCGACGUACUAGCAUGCCGGCUAGUGAACAAAACCUGGAGCAGGGCUGCCGCAACCGUUAUACGGCAUGUGAACGUACCGUGCAAGGCGGUGGCAACUACUGCAAAUGCUGCGGGGGUUGGGAGCGUUGACGUGGCGCUGCGACGGCUGCACAGGAUGUGGCCAGUUGCUUCGGCAGUGACCCUCUCCGGUUUGGCCGCCGGUCGGGCGCUGAACGAGGAGCUCUCCCUACAGCUGCUAGCCAACCACCUUAGCCGCUGGCGCAACCUCAAGGAGCUCAACCUCCUGGAAAUGCCCGUGACUCCGGCCACUACCGUCCGCCUCGCAGUCCAGCAGCAGCAGCAGCAGCAGCCGGCGGCAGCUCCUCCCUACGAUCGCCAUGACGACACCGGAGCCACGGCGGCGCCAGGCACCCGCGACCCAUCGACGACCGCCGUCGCCGCCGCCGCCGCCGCCAACACUGCACCAGGAGAAAUCACCGCAACAUCCGUACGUGAGUACAGUCGCAGCAACCGUAGCAUGGGUGGCAGCCGCGGCAGCGGCGGCGGUGAGGGGCACGCCAGCAGUCGCAGCCCUGGGCCCUGGGGACUGGCCUGCCUGUCAUGUUGUCUGGGGUUGACUCGAUUGCAUGUGGAGCUGGUGCCGGCCAGCGAGGGCGUCUCCUCGCCGUCGUCAUCGUGGCGGCAGCGGCAGCAGCGGUGGGGACGCUGGGGGCCUCAGCGCGCCUCCAGGCGACCGGACCCAGCGCAGCUUGCGGCGGGUCAGGCGGUGUUGCUGGAGGGCCUCACCCGUCUGACCCGACUGACCCACUUGUGCUUGAAGCUGCUUGAGGUGCCAGAUCAGGAUAUGGAGGAGGACGAGGAGCUAGCGGAGGUGGAAGAGGAGGGGGAGGGGAGUACGGAAUCAGAAUUGGAGGCGGUUGUUCAGACGGGCAUCGAGGAGGCCUUGGUUGGAGCUUUGUGGUGUGGGGGCCUCAGUGCAGACUGCAAAGGGGAGACGAGGACGGCCGCUGGUGGGGAGGACGUGUCCUCAGCAGCGGUGGCUGCGGAUGCAAUCAUCUCACCCGCCGCCACAACCGGCGCAGAUGAUUAUCUGCUGGAUCUUGAGGAGGCUGGAAAUUACGGAUCAGAUCUGGAUAUGGAUUUGGAUUUGGAUUUGGGUCAGGAUUCGAAGAGCCGCAAUGGGCGUGCGACGGCGGGCAACGCAGGCGAGGGCUCUACCAGCGAAGUGGAGGUGGCGCAGGUGCCUGGCUUCGGCAGCUGUUGGAUCCCGCAUCCCGCACUGUUCGUCCGGAUGGGGCCGCGGCUGCGGUCGUUGCGGCUGGUGGGAUGUGACUUGCAAGGUGGCGGGGCGCUGACGGCACUGGCGAGCGUGCUGACGUGUCUUACCAGUUUGUCACUCCAGGGGCGGCUGGAGCUGACGCGCGAGGACCUGGGGGCGCUGAGCAGCCUAAGAGAUCUCCAGGACCUGUCGCUGUCCGGUGUGGACCUGGUGUACGGCCAAGAUGACCUGGACGACUACCCGCAGGACCUUAUGAACGAGCUGUACGGCGCAUUGCAGCAACUGCGCCACUUCCAGUCGCUCAAGUUCGAGGUGAACUCGCGCCGUUGUAUCGGGCUCCACAGCUCCUGGCUGCCCGUGGAGGAUGUGCCGCUGUCCCACUUGCGCUCCCUCAGCUUGUCCUUGACUCUGGACAGCGGCCAUGCGUUGCAAAUCCUGGCUGAGCUCACCUCCCUUACGGCCCUGAGCCUGUCGUACUUGACGUGUCCAGUUGCACUGUACUCUGACGACAUGACGGCGCUGGCUCCCCUAACGGGACUUCGGAGGUUUUCCCUGCGCCACGACCCCUCCGAGCGGGACUUCAUUAUCAGCCUCAGUGGCCGGGUGGUGCAGGAGCUGGCGGGGGCCUGGACGCAGCUGUCGCAACUCGCCUUCUCCGGUCAGAUCGAACCGGACGUUCCCGGUAAGCCCUCCCUGGAUUGUCUGGCCUCCUGGACCUCCCUCCGCGACCUCAGCCUCACCGCCGUCCCGGAGGAGCAGAUAUCCCUCGCGUGGUUCAGGCACACCACCACCACCGCCGCCACCUCAUCCACCGCAUUCGUCGCCACCGACGGCCUGGGCGGCGGGAGCCGCAGCUGGGGUCCCGGCGGCGAUGACGACGACAACCGGGAGGCGGCCAUUGCGGCGGGCGCCUUGGACCUGGGUGUGGGUUUGGGGCGGUGCCUCCCACCCGGUCUGGUGCGGUUGGAGCUGAGUGGCAUCCGGCUGCGUGGGGGGGAGCUGCUGGAGCUGCUGGCGGGUCCGAUGACGGGCCUUACGUCACUGCAGGUUCUGGACUGCGGCCUGACUCCCGCACAUCUGAUGAGGACUGCGCUUCACUCAGCGACAGGGAACGGAGGUUGCAGCGCAGCCGCGCGGCCGUUCAGCCGCCAGCGUGAGUCUUCGCUCAACCAGCAGCCACAAUACUUGGUCGGUAAUCACCAGCCACAGCAGCAGGGGACGAAGGAGGGGGAGCGCGGCGGACAGGAGCAACAGAACUGGCAGCCGCGGUGCCCUUCGGCCAGCAGCCCCAUGACUGGGUUGAGCGAAAACGGGUUUGGCAGCGUCGUGGGGGACGGGACGGGCGAAAGUGACCGUAUUGACCGGCCUGAGGAUGAGGGUGGUAGGGGGGCCGAGGUGAAUGGGACGGGUGGCUGUGGGAGCUGCGGCGGGGGCGAUGUCUCAUGUUGCUGUUGGCGCUGGCGGCUCAUACGGCAUGGCGUCGCGACCCUUGGGUCGCUGCGGUCGCUGGAGUUUAUGCUACUGGGUCUGCCGGAUGACGAGCUGGCAGCGGCAGAGGUGCUGCGGCCGUUGUCGGUGCUGACGGGUCUGCGUUACCUGACAUUGCGGGCGCCCGGACUGCAGGCGGCGGCGACUGGGGAGGUUUCGGAGCCGCUGGGGUGCAUGAUGCAGCUGCGCUGCCUAAACCUGGCGGGCCCAAGUGCAGACUCGGCGGCGGCGCGAGGUGCGGAGGAUGCGGCCCGCCAGCUGCCAUAUCUCAAGUGUUGA
Molecule: messenger RNA, 3177 nt
Organism: Volvox carteri f. nagariensis
Lineage: Eukaryota; Viridiplantae; Chlorophyta; Chlorophyceae; Chlamydomonadales; Volvocaceae
Exons: 12
Coding region: 1-3177 (1058 amino acids)
Molecular function (GO): protein binding
Source: RefSeq, a predicted model, not a curated record